CUUGCUUCGGAAAAACGUCCACCAUGCAUGCGAUUAGCUACGGCGAAAAUUCACCAAUGAACAACCCUUGUCGCCGGGAGUGCAUAUUGAGAAUCCAUAGCGGCUACCGCUUGUUUCGAGCGUAUCUUGUUCAUGAUAACACUCCUGUGAACCCACCUCAAGGCGGGAGGCCAGAGCCUAUACGAUGCCCGACGGUUUGAGGAACGAUUCUGCGACGAAUGGGCUGCCCAAUGGCCCCGUCGACAACAGUUUUCAGCUCGGCGACUUCGCCAUCGACGACUACAGGCCGAUUAAGGUGGUCGUAAUAGGCGCGGGUUACAGCGGUAUCAUCGCGGGAAUCAGGUUUACUCAGAGGAUACCAAAUGUUGAGCUGACGAUAUACGAGAAGAAUGCAGGCAUGGGCGGGACAUGGUAUGUCAAUAAGUAUCUCAGUGUAGCAUGUGACACACCAUCUCACCCGGUUCAUUUCACUUGUUAUCAGUACCAGCUCACGUUUGAGCCGAAGACCGACUGGUCCAGCUUCUAUCUGCCUGGCCUGGAGACUUUGUCCUACCUCGAGUCCGUUGUUGAUAAAUACAAGCUCAUGUGCUACAUUAAGCUGCAACAUCGCAUUGUGGAAGCCCGGUACGAUGAGCCAAUGGGUAAAUGGCACCUGUGCGUGAGGCAUCCGCGAUCUGCCAAUCUGGCCGAGGAGUACGAAGAGUCCACAGAUUCUGCCAGUUUCUUCCUGACGGGCAUUGGCAUUCUCAGCCGAUGGAACUGGCCUGAUAUCGACGGCCUGCAAACAUUUGAAGGCAAGCUGCUGCACAGUGCCAACUUCGAUGUUGGCAAUCGCACAUGGCAGGAGGCAACUGAGCAGUGGAAAUGGAAGGACAAGAAGAUUGGCGUGAUUGGUGCGGGCUCAAGUGUGAUUCAAAUCGUUGCUGCGUUGCAGCCGUGCAUCGGUCUGCUGGUCCAGUUUGUGCGCAGCGUGACUUGGAUAACUCUGAUGUUUGCGAGCGCACAAAGCGCGAUACUGAUCAAUCGUGAUCAGAGCAUUGAGAACUACACGUUGACGGAAGAGGCCAAAGGGUCAUUCAAAGACCAGGUUUUCUGCAAGCACUUCCGGCACGAGUUGGAAUCGUUAGUCCACUCUUACUCUUAUCAUGGACUCAUCCUGCAGGACAGCAUACAGCAAGCUGCAGAACAUGAGGAAUGCAUGGAGCACAUGCAUAAACAGCUCUCGGAAAAGCCGUGGAUUAUGGAUCACCUGCUUCCUGACUGGAGCAUCGCAUGCAGACGGUUGACGCCGGCACCUGGAUACUUGGAAGCACUGUGUGAGGAGAAUGUAAGCUGCAUGUUUGUUUUAUCCAAUAAUUUGGAUGCGAGCAUCGAGACAGUCAAUGGGCAGCAUACUGAUUUCGAUGCCAUCAUUUGUGCCACUGGUCUGCCUGUCUGUCCACCCACCUUGCCUCCGCUAACGUCUGUCUUCACUCCUUAUGGAAGGCUUUGA
Laetiporus sulphureus 93-53 is the source of this 1492-nucleotide messenger RNA. RefSeq names its product FAD/NAD(P)-binding domain-containing protein. The record is from RefSeq and is a predicted model, not a curated record. The transcript has 12 exons. Lineage: Eukaryota; Fungi; Basidiomycota; Agaricomycetes; Polyporales; Laetiporaceae. Bases 185 to 1492 code for a protein of 435 amino acids. Gene Ontology annotation, molecular function: flavin adenine dinucleotide binding; N,N-dimethylaniline monooxygenase activity; NADP binding.